Molecule: messenger RNA, 11596 nt
Organism: Ixodes scapularis (black-legged tick)
Lineage: Eukaryota; Metazoa; Arthropoda; Arachnida; Ixodida; Ixodidae
Product: neurobeachin-like protein 1
Exons: 60
Coding region: 249-8399 (2716 amino acids)
Biological process (GO): intracellular protein localization
Cellular component (GO): membrane; cytosol
Molecular function (GO): protein kinase binding
Source: RefSeq, a predicted model, not a curated record
GCUUGCUUUUCCCCUCUCUGGUUUGCGUCGCUUCUCUCCCCGUAUUCUAGCAUUUUAUUAGCUACUUCGUAUCCGUGUGUGUGUGUAGGUUUUGUGGUGCAAGUGGGUGCCUGCAAUGGUCGGAUAACAGGUUCCGGGCGGCUGGUUCAGGGUUGUGAUGUGGCCUCAUGUGCUUCUAAGUUAUUAAAACACGUCGCCCACAUCGCCGUGGAAACCCUUCACGAAGCGAUGUGCAAUUCCUAAAAACAAUGUCAGCGAAGGGAGCCCUCGAAGCACUAUGGAGUGCCUACCAAGUCAAGAGAAAUGCCACUACACUCUCAGAGUACAUGGUGGAAUUUCGGCGUCAGUACGGAGAUUGCUUGAAAACCGAUCUCCAGGUUAACCACAGCAGGGGCGGUUCCGGGAGCGGUCCCCACCUGAUCGACCUCCCCGACGGCUUUCUGCAAGGGCUCGAGACGUACCUCAGGGAGUGCAGCGAUGACUGCAACACCGGUGUCACCGUGGACACCGUGCACAAGGCCAGCGUGGCCGUCCAAGUGCUCACCAUACUGUCACGCAACUUCAGCAACAUUCCGUUUGUCUCAACCAGUGAAGCAGUGCCUCUGACCAUUGUGAUUUCUUCAGCUGUAGCCAACCAGUACACAAAACAUUCUAAGGAUGCCACAGACCAGAACACGGCUGGCUUCUUACUCUCUGUGCUCACUUUUCUCGAAGUUCUUUAUGACCCUCACCUCAUCUGGCAGAUGACCUGUUCAAGAGUUUCAGUGGACACAACGAAAUGCAGGGUGAGCCCAUCGCACCUUCAUCUGGAGGUCAUCCCUUUUUUCUACGAUUGCCUCUCGUCCAAGCCUUGCUUUCUGCCUGCCGCGGUCCAAAUGAAGCUCAUUCAUGUCUUUGGAGCCAUCAUUUGUGGAGCUCAGCACAAUGCGCAAGUGGCAAUAAACCACAACACGGUGGACAUCCUGUUCCAGCGUCUGAGGGAGCAGGAGUGUUCGCUCGAAGUGAAGAUGACUGCGGUGCGCUGCAUCAUGCAGGGAAUAGUCACCCUCUGUGCCUGCGUUCCUGAAGCCAGGAAAGUGGACCUGAACGAGUUUGUCCGCGAGUAUCUAGGAACUCUGUCUCGGCUGAUGACGGAAGAAGAGAAGCCGACUCAAGUCGACACUGCUCAGUGGAUGAUGACUGGCCUUCAGGAACUGUUGUCAACGAAUGGAAACGCUGCUCUGAAGAAGGUGUUUCACAACAACGAACUGAUUGAACGCCUUAUCCGCUCGCUCCACGGCACGAGGUUAAAGAGCAACAGUGCCCAGAAGAUUGCCGCGUCAUCCGUGAGGCUGAUUCACGUCUUCCUCUCUAGGUUUCCCUUUGCAAAGAAGCACUUUGCGAGCAUGCAAGGUUACCGCACCCUCUUCAGCACUCUCAAGACCCUGGGAGAACCCCACCAGGCGACCCUCGAAGCUCUUCUGGAGUGGCUUGUCGAAGAGACCCCCCGGAGGGAACGGAGCUGCACUCCGGUGCUGCGGAACCUGGACGUGAUGAUCCACCUGCUCCACUGGCUGCCUCAGAUGGAGUCGCGCGGAAUGCAGCUCUGGCUGGUGGAGCAGCUGGAGGGAACCGUGCAGGGCUCCCUCCGCUCCAGGCUCGACUGCACCCGGGCCGGAGUCAUUUCGGCGCUCAUCCAGGUCCUGGGCCGGAGCACCAGCCUCGGCGGCAAGGCCGUCGGACGUCUCCUGCACUUCCUGGUGACCUUGGGAUCCUGUUCCAUGAGCACGGCGGAAUUGAAGGCGCUCUUCCAUCUGCUAAGGCCCGACGCAUCCGGAGAGCAGCACCAGUACACAUUGCCGUUGAUGUAUGCCCUGUCAAACAUGGUCAAGAGCGACGGUUGGCUCGGUGCUUCGCAUUUUUUCGACUUCAGCGAUCCAGAUGAAGGGAUUGUCAUUCCUGCCAUCCGAAAGUGGCCUGGCUCUGGCUUUGGAUUCCACGCUUGGUUACGCUUGGACAAGCCGGAUUCCCGAAAGGACUCUCCGUCGAGGAGACACCUCUACAGCUUCUCGACUCCAAAUGGAUCUCUAGAGGCCUUUUUCACCGGCGGUGGAAAACUGGUGGUUGCAGUGUCGACAAAAAAGGAAUACUAUGCGGUCCCUGUAGAAGGUGCCUCAUUGGACGACGGGACCUGGCAUAGUGUGGACAUCUGCCAUACAGCGGCACGUAGACCGUUCAUAAACAGCACCGUGAUAGUCUACAUCGACGGGAGGCAGCGUGCAAGCGUACAAGCGAAGCUGCCUUCGUUGAGUGAGUUCUCGCACUGCCGCGUGGCUUGCUGUAGCACGGGCAACGACGCAGCCGUGAGCCGUAGGACGAGCGGGGGCUCGGGCGAUUCUGCCACGUCGCCGGGGGCCCCCACGACUGAGGGGGGACGCUUUGGCGCCUCUCCAACGGACCCUGGCAACGCAGCCGGCGUCAGCUUCCUGAGGAACACCACCCUGGGUUCUUUCUUGAGCGGCUGGGAUGCCGAGAAGAUCUUCUCGAUGGCCCCCAGCGUGCCGGCGAACCUCCGAAGUGCCUUCAACGCGGACCCGGACCCUUCGAUCGUCGUCACGCCCGUCGACUCGCACGAGCAGGUCUGGGGUACUUCCGAAGGUCUGAGGGGCCAAAUUGGUUCGCUGUGUGUCUUCAGUGAACCGCUGCAGGCAUCUCAAGUGAAGAUCAUGUACACUGGAGGUCCCAAGAACUACACCCUGUUUAAGAACGAGGACUCCGUGGAGGUAGCUGACCUCUUGGCUAAAUUGGUCGUGUACUACGACGCAAAGGCUUCCGUGGAUGGCGUCUGCACCAAUCUGGCACCGACGCUGUCCCAGUACGACGGCAGGGUGACCGGCCGCUACUGCCACACGCAGAACGUAAAGGACAUCAUCAACCUGAUUGGAGGGUAUCCCACACUUUACCUCCUGCUCGAGAACUCUGGCAAGCCGGUUCCUAAAGGUUCGCCGAGCUUCGAAACGACUUCGCCCCCUUCUAGCAACAGACCGUCCGAGGAGGUGGUUGACGACUGGAUUGUGGUACCCUCCGCCUCGUCUUCGUUCUCGGGGCCACUGGCAUCUCUUCUGCUUGACGUGCUGCCUGUCCCAGGCGCCCUCACUAAAACGAUGACAAAGGACUUGAGGCUUGCUCAGAACCAGGUGUCUAGUUUUCUGGUGAUAGUGCAGCAUCUGAUGAACGGGAGCUCUGAGAACCAGAUGCAGCUCCUCGCACGCACCGGAAUACCAACCAUCGGAGCUCUGAUGCAGAGGGUACCAGGACACUGUAUCGACGUAAAUGUUUUAAUGGCAGUUCAGCUACUUGUGGAGAAUGCCAGCAGUGCAGAGAAUGCUCAGGAAAUGCUGAAGCUGGUCUAUCAGCACAUCCUCUUCGAUUUCCGGAUUUGGAGCAAGGGCAGCUUUCCUGUUCGACUAGGACAUAUCCAGUACCUGACCACCAUUAUCAAAGAAGACAGAAAGUAUUUCAGGAAGAAGUAUGGUCCCAAGUUUCUGCUCGACAUGGUCCAGAUGUUUUAUAGCGAUUGCAGCCUCCUGUCGUCGGACGACGUGAAGACGAUUCGGAUGGCCGUCCUGGCCCUCGUUCGUUUCUACAUGCUCAGAGACGUCAACAUCCAGGACGUCAAUGCGGUCGUCUCGUACGUCUUGUCCCAAAAGAAGGAAGAGUUGGUGAAAGAAGUGGUCGAGAUUCUGCUGCAGCUACUCGACGGCUCUGCCACGAGGGACCAGCUCGUUCUACUGCUUUACGAGCCCAAUUGCGCGGAGCUCUUUUAUUGCCUCCUCCUGAACCGAGAGUUCUCGAGCUGUACAAAGGUCAAGGUGCUCAAGCUGAUCGAAGUACUGCUCAAAAGCGACAAGGUCUACGAGAAGUCAAAGUCGCGGCUGCGGCUCUCCGAAGUCGGGUUUGCGUCCUUGACAGGACUCGUGUCGGCAAACGAAGUGACCGCCGAGGUCGCCAAGGAGCUGGUCAACCUCAUUCUCCUGACAGACAUAUCGCAAGGUUUCCAAGGAUUCCUUGCACUGCUCAACCUGAUGAAGACCAUGGACGUAGAAGUGAAGUACUAUGCGGCACAAAAGCUGUUGUCGGCGCUGAACGAGAACGCCGCCUCGCUGCCCACGCUGGCUCAGCAGACCGGCUGGCAGGAGUGCGUUCUGAGCUUGCUGAUCAAGGAGCCAAUCUCGGAGGCAAGCUGCGCCAAUAGGGCAACCCUGCCCAGCCUGGACCUGAUCGACCUCAGCUCGCUCGAGACGGAGGCCGCCAAUGCGGACUCUGAAAAGCCAGGGUCCCCUGUGCUGAAGCGUGGGACGCUGCAUCGCCUCUCCCAGAGAGCCCUGGUGGCUCAGCAGUCCAUCGAGGAGAUCCUUCCGGGUUCCCCCAAGGCGGCCUCCCAGCUCCUCUCGCACCUCAAGGAGCACAUCUUUGACUUCGAGAUCACCCAGCUGCUCGGAAGCGGCCGAUCACGAUCCAACAGCCAGUGUUCGAGCCAGGAGGACCUCUCCCUAGCCGGUCCGGAUGCGGCUCAUCGUAGCAGUCCGAUCGUGGUGACGCCGGCUCCGACGCGCAAAGCACCCGAGCUGAGUCCACGCGUCUCACCUGCACAGCAUCUUUUCGGCGGUUCUCCGGCGCGAAGUCCAGUCGAGAACGGUACAGCUGGUGGCGGUGGCAUCGAAGCUCGUCUGAUUGAGACCGUGGUCGAGGCCGCCUUCCUGUUAGCCUGGAGAGGAAUUGAGGGUUGUUCGAAGCAUUCCUGGAUGGAGAGGGGUCAAGUCCUGGUAUGCAUCAACAAGCUUGCCCUGACCAACGAGCUUUUUUCGUCCCACCUCGACAUCAAACGUCAGCUUUUCGAGAGACUGCUUCAGGCCUGCUGCUCCAACCUGCAGGAAUCGGGUCAAGCCAACGUCACCCAUGCUGAAAACGCGUCGGAGCUCAUGAAGCUCGUCUUCGAUUUCGUCUGCUACGAAAAUGUGGAGGAUGAGCACAGGCUGAGCGAGAAGCUUCUCGAGAACAUCCUGAUGGUGAUGGACCUCCUGCUGGUGUUUGGCGAGUCGCCCGUGGACGAGGGCUGGGAGGAGAUGUCCAAGCUGGCGCUGGGGAUCCUUCUCGUGUGUGCCGGGAGUCGCAAGCUGGAGCUGUGCGCUAUGGCCACCGCGAGACUUCACACCCUGGUCCAGACGAGGCCCCUUGCGUCCCUCGAGGAGUCCUGCUACCUGCUCGCGGGCAUCAACGACGUCCUGGCCAGGGCUGUUCGAGAAGGCGACCAGGAGCACUACUCGUUUGUGAUUCCCGUGGUGCGGGCGCUGCUGGAGAGGGUGGGGCUGCCCCUGCGCACCUGGCAGCACCUGCCACUGCUUCCCCACACGGACGCGGGGCCCUCCUUCUUCGACCACUUCCAGAAGUACGCCCUCACCCCGGAGUGGGCCUCGUUUGUCGCCAACGUGGUGAAGCCGGCCCAAGAGCAGUACAGCUCCGUGCAGCUCAAGGAGCAACACGAGACGAUGAAUGGAUUCUGGAACCAGUGCUACGAGGCCAUCAUGGUUGCCAUGCACAGGAGGAGCAGAGGAGUCGGAGAGUGCAAGCUGCGCUUCCAGUCUCAGAUUCUGAGUGCCUUCCAAACGAGGCUGGCCGAAGAGCAGCAGAGGAUCCUGGCCGUGCAGACGAACCUCCGGAACCAGCACCUGUUCAUCUGCCGCCGCUGGAAGUCGGCCAAGCUUUUCCUCACCGGGCCGUGCGGCCCGUGGGCCUCCAGCGCCACCCAGCCGCUCUACUGGAAGCUGUCCCAGCAGGAGAACUUUGCACGCAUGCGGCUCAAGCUGACGCUCAACCAAAGCUUCGACAGCCAUUACCAGGCCAGCUGUCUGAGGGACAACCAGGGCAUCUCUACCAAUCAGAACACGAGCUGGCUGCCUCCCAUCACUGCGGAGGCGCGUGCCAUGCAGCAGAAAGAGGAUGUGGUUGCGGAAGAAGACAUCCUGGCACUUCAAGGGCAACUACAGGACGUCGAAGCCCACGACGGAGCGGUCGACAAGAAGAAACCCGUGAUCGAGGAGGACUGCGACCUGGUGACCUUGAUGAAAGUGGUCAAGGGUCGCUUCGAAGUGACCGCCACCCAGAUGUACUUCAUCGACCUCUCGCCGGUCAGGGAAGAAGGCGAGAGGCACGACUUCACAUAUCCUCUCACAAUGCUGAGGGAGGUGCAUCUGCGAAGGUACAACCUCCGACGGUCGGCCCUCGAGUUCUUCCUGCUCGACCAGACCAACUUUUUUCUCAACUUCACGACCAAGACGAGAAACAAGAUGUUUGGGCGGAUCGUGGCGCUGCAUCCGCCCAACCUGCUCUACACGUCCGGGACCCGGUCUCCGGCGGAGCUGCUGCGAGCCUCGGGCCUGACACAGCGCUGGGUGAACCGGGAGAUCUCGAGCUUCGAGUACCUCAUGCACCUCAACACCAUUGCUGGGCGUACCUACAACGACCUCAGCCAGUACCCCGUGUUUCCCUGGGUGCUGGCGGACUACAGCUCCUCCGAGCUCGACCUGGACGACCCCACGAUCUACCGCGACCUGUCACGACCUAUUGGCAUCGUCAACCCCAAGUACAUCGAGGAGGUCAAAGCCAAGUACGACAGCUUUGUGGACAUCACUGGGACAGUGGAGAAGUUCCACUACGGCACUCACUACUCCAACUCAGCCGGCGUGCUUCACUACCUCGUGCGCCUCGAGCCCUUCACGUCGCUUCACAUCGAACUGCAGAGCGGCAGGUUCGACGUAGCAGACCGCCAGUUUCACUCGAUGGAGGGCACCUGGAAGAUGCUGAUGGAAAGUCCCAACGACGUCAAGGAGCUCAUCCCGGAGUUCUUCUACCUGCCAGAAUUCCUCACCAACAUGAACGGGUUUGACCUUGGACGGCUGCAGAGCUCCAAGGAGCGUGUGGACGACGUGAAGCUUCCGCUCUGGGCGAGUUCACCAGAGGACUUCAUCUAUAAGCACAGAAAGGCACUGGAGUCGGAGUAUGUGUCCUCCCACCUGCACGAGUGGAUAGACCUGAUCUUCGGGUACAAGCAGAAGGGCCCGGCUGCCGUUGAGGCGCUCAACGUCUUCUACUAUGUGUCUUAUGAAGGUGCAGUCGAUCUGGACGCCAUCAAGGAUCCUGUGCAGCGAGAGGCCACGGAAGGAAUCAUCAACAACUUCGGCCAAACUCCCUGCCAGCUGCUCAAGGAACCGCACCCGAAGCGGCUGUCCCAGGAAGGCGCCCUGCUGCGGAUGACCAAGUCGGACACAAAGCCCCCAAACCUUUUCCUCUUCCUGCAGAACCUCAAGGCCUACGUCGUGGAGGCACCGCUGAGCUGCCCCGUGGUGCACGUGAGUGUGCCGCGCUCGCCCGCCCGGUCGUUCAUGCAGCAUGGCCUGAUGGACACCCUGGUGACGGUGGGCACGGACGGCUCUCUCGGGGUGCACGGCUGGCUGCCCUACGACCGGACGCGCUCCUACCCAAACUACUUCACCUUCGAGCGGGACCCCGCCCUCCUCAACGCAAAGAGUUCCAAAAGGCUGGCCGGCGUCUUCCAGCCAGGCGCCAAGGUCCACAGCCGCCUGUUCGUUCUGAGCUCUGACGCCAAGUUCCUCGUGUCUGGGGGGCACUGGGACAACAGCGUCCGUGCCUAUAGUCUCCUGAGGGGCAAGCAGGUGGCGCAAGUCAUUCUACACAAGGAUGUGGUCACAAGCCUUGCCAUGGACUCCUGUGGCAUGUAUCUCAUGAGUGGGUCACGUGACACUACCUGCAUCCUCUGGGAACUUAAUCAGCAGGCAACGUCUGGAAGCUUCCUUCCAAACAAGCCUUUCCAGACGCUGUGCGGCCACGACGACGAAGUGACCUGCGUCGCGGUGGUGACGGAGCUUGACAUGGCCCUUUCCGGAUCUAAGGACGGCACUGUGAACGUACACAGCGUGCGCGAGGGUCACUUCCUGCACACCCUGAGGCUUCCCGGCGACUCACCGGAGCAGGUGGCGCUGCUGACGGUGUCGCACCUCGGCUUCAUCUGCAUCCACGGCUGCCCCAACCCACAGGCACUCCUGAAAGGAGGCCACGCUCUGCAUCUAUACACGAUCAACGGUAAAUACCUGAUGAAAAGGGAGGUGCCCCGGGCCAUCUCCGACAUGGCGGUCUACGACGAUUUCCUGGUCACCGGGGACGACGACGGGCUUCUGGUCAUCUGGGAGUUGUUCGGCUUGGUCCAGCGGGCCUCCCUGCCCCUGUGCGCGCCAAUCCUGACGGUGGCCCACACUCCGACGCACUCGCACAUCGUCUGCAGCCUGGAGGACGGGAAGCUCGUCGUCGUGGGCGUGUCCACGUCCUCCGUGCGGCCGACGUGAAACGUCCCGCAGCGCGACCUUUCCUCCCUUCAUUUUUCCACGCUCGGCUUCUAGGAGGUUUGGCGCACACACGCAGACGCCGCCCAUCCGGCCCGAUGCCGUUCACGUUGCAAAACGGCUUCGUUUCCGUAUUUCCGGUGGCAGGACAUGUGCGACCGUAUUCACCAGACGCGACUAACCCGUUUAAUCGCCAACCAACUACGUCGUCGAUUGAAACGACCGCGUGGCAGGUGGUAACCGCAGCUUAGCAAGCGCUCGGUGUCAAUCGACCGCGUUUGGGGAUUAGUCAUGCCGAGCGACUUAAAAGGCGACUGAAAAAUCUUAGUUGGGGGUGUACCAGGAAGAAUCGGACCAGCAAACGUCGCGGUAAUAGACACGUUCAGAAGUCUGAGAUAACGUUAAAGCGAUCUCGGCAAGGCGCCGGACGACGAGAGAGCCCGCAUUUACGGGCGCUUUCAUAUUUGCGUACGUUGCUGGCAAUGGGGCUUCCGCGUUUUCUCCCUCGAGUUGUUUUUGUUUCCUUCGAAAAAAACCUGUCCCGGACAAUUAGCCUCUCGUUAAACAUUUUAUUUUUGCUAAUAGAUAUUUAAAUAUUAGUUUUUACGGUGUGAAAUCCCCAUUCACACAGUGGCGUCUAAGUAUGUUUGUGUGCAACUUAUCUCUUUAAGUCACUUGCGCUUGUUACUCCCGACUAGAAAGUCACCCGCUUGCUUCGCGCUCGUGACUACCGCAGGGUCUAGUCGCUCUUUAGACGCCAAUUCUUCUCUCAGCGCGCAACUAGUUAGACGUGGUACUAACCUUAAAACGGCGCUGGUUAGUCACGACUGGUGAAUAUGGCUGACGUCGUUUAAGUUAUAAGCUCCGGGCAUGCUUAGAAGCGCUCGGUUUGAAGUUCCUCCAAGACUUACCCACUGUUCGAAGUCUGCCGAACAGUUUUUUUGUCUCUGUAAUCGAGACUGCGGUUAAAUCUCCCUAGUUCAAACUACCGUAUUAACUUCGUAACCAACACUACGGCUUUAUUUCCGUAUUCCCGUUUACGGAGCUACCGUUUAAAUUACGGAAGUUUUGGGCACACACAGAACUGCUCGUUUCGGGAUUCCUCGAAGUUCGCGGAGGUUUGCUACCGUGGUGGGCAGUGUCCAGCUUCCUUCGGCGUCGCAGAGUUUUGACGCGUCUGCCGACACGUUUCGGCUUUGAUCGACGUCACCCCCAGCGAGGCAGGGUUUGGGUCAGAUUAGGGUGCCCAGUUUGCCUUCGAAGUGGCAAUAUAGGUCUAGUGACUCCUCCCAGCUUCCCCCGAUGGUCAAGACCAGUUUGGAGUCGAUGCCGCGUGCUAACCGAACCGGUUCCGGGUGCUGCUACUUCUGCGGUGCCAAGCACGCUUUAGUAGGCGUUAGCUGUAGCAUACUCACAGGGUGUCGUGGAAUGGACCGGGCCGCCGUGGACGCCCUUUUAGUGUCCUCCGAGACCUUUCCUGGCCAACUAGGAAUCGGUCCUUCAGUAGUUUCAUUUUAAGGGAACGAGGGGCGCGCGCUUCAAACGGUUGCCCGCGGAGACGAGGCGACGUAGUCAUUGAGGUGGACGUGAUUAUAGGAGACGUAUUUUCGACAUUCCAGGCGAGAGUUUAGGACGACGGGGCAGUGCAGUCGAUGGAGGGAGAAAUCCCAGGACGCGACGGUUACGUUUUACCGUUGGCGUGAGAAGGCUAUGGUGCUGUUUUGCUUAAGGAUCGUUUACAGGUUGGUAGCGUGAAAGGGGCGGUGCGACUAGGACUUGUUGCCGUAACGCUCUGCCCGGAGUAUGGGUUUCUGACAGUGUAUGCUAAAGUAGAGGCAGGCAGAUAUGUAUACUAAGAAAUCGAGUCUCAUAAAGCUAGGCAUGUUCUUGGAAUGGUGCUUAGGCCGUAGAUAAGGGACCCUCGCACAGAAACUAACGUUUAAAAAUGGAAUGCAUUUUUUUUUUUUUUUUUACCAAAGAGCUUAGGAGGAGACUAAGUUACUCACUCGGUUCAUUCCAAGGUUGCCAACAAAAAUUAACUUUUUUUUUUAAAUAUGAAAAUUUUUUUGGUUUUGUUGCUCAAGUACAGUUGUCAACAAUAUGAGCCUGAACUGCUUGUCGUGCUCCUUUGGGUCACUCUCUGGUUUCGGGGGAAGCCCAGGCCGGGGCUGGAACACGAGGUUCGAGUGCCAGUCUGCGAUCUACACGACAAAUGGAAAGACGGCGGAACUUGCAGGGACCGCGGGAGGCGACGUGCUGCGGCUCAUAAUGUUUGGAUGAAGCAACUGCGCGUUUUCUUUUUCCUAAUUGCGACGCCUCGGACAUACGUCCGGAUCACACUUUCUCAGAGUCUUUUGGAGGCGGCGUACUUAAAACUAACAAUGGAGCGCCACAUUUCGGCAGUCGUCGUUUUGAUCGACAGACGGACCGGCGAAGCGAGCCGGCCGCAGAAGUCGUCGUGCAGUCGUAUUAUCGUCCCUACUUUAUGCAAGACUUCGUGCAGAGCGAGGAGUCGGCAGCACUAACCGACGAGGCAACCGCUCGAAAGACGGAGAGGGGUUGCGCCCGAAGUUUUACGUGUUGUGUUUUGAUACUAAUGGUUGUUAUAUAUAUACAUAUAUAUAUAUAUAUAUACUAGUUGGAGUUUGUUGUUUUAUCGAGAAGCCUUGUUUACGGUUGACUGUACAUUUGUGUAUAUAUACCUGCCAAUGGCGGAGCCGGAGGCUGCAAUCUAUUUAAUAGAGACGUAUCAUAAAUAAAGACGUUACGAUCACAGCAUUGAGGGAGCGUGGUAUCUUUUUACGUUUUGGUUGGGAAGGAUUGAGAAGAGUUGGUCGUUCCCAAACAUGAAGAUGAAACUGCAUAAAUGCCAAUUUUCUACUUGUUGGAUUGACUUGGCUACUUAAAGAUUGCAUUGGCUGCCGCCCGACGAGGUGAUUGGGAAUCCUGCUCGUGCCCCGCGUGGUGGGGCUUAACGGCUCUUGGUGGGCAGCUCAAAAAGCGUAACGCUGCCGAUAUUCAGCGAGGGAAAAAAGGGCCUGAAAAACGGCACGAAAAUAUUGUAGGACCGCUACUAUAGUACUAGUACCUAGCUGCUUGGAACAGCUCGACUUAUGACAGAGUGAUGUUACAAACAAAUUGAUUUUGUUACUGUGGUGCAAUAGUCAGUUUUACUUGGAAGCGGACUGAUAAAGUAGAGU